Molecule: messenger RNA, 603 nt
Organism: Fraxinus pennsylvanica
Lineage: Eukaryota; Viridiplantae; Streptophyta; Magnoliopsida; Lamiales; Oleaceae
Source: the annotation of a GenBank genome assembly
AUGCUGCUUGCUGAUGAAACAGAGGCUGCAAAGCAAGCAAAGAAGGAUGAAAUAGAGUCUCACUUCAAUGCAAUUCAAGAAGCGUAUGAGGUGUUGAUUGACCCCGUCAGGAGAAGAAUCUAUGAUUCCACAGACAAGUUCAAUGACGAAAUGCCAAAUGAUCGUGUCCCUCAGGACUUCUUCAAGGUUUUUGGACCUGCAUUCUUGAGGAAUGGGCGUUGGUCAGUGAACCAGCCUGUCCUGACCUUGGGAAAUGAUAGUAGUACUCUCAAAGAAGUUGAUAGCUUUUAUGAUUUUUGGUAUAGCUUCAAAAGUUGGAGGGAGUUUCCUCAUACUGAUGAGUUUGACCUUGAGCAAACUGAAUCUCGUGAUCAUAGGAGGUGGAUGGAAAGGCAAAAUGCAAAACUUUCGGAGAAGGCAAGAAAGAAUGAUUAUGCACGUAUACGUACUUUUCUUGAUGAUGCCUAUAAAAGGGAUCCUAGAAUUAUAAGAAGAAAAGAGGAACAGAAAGCUAAAAAGCGAAGAAAGAAGCUGCAAGGAUUACCGAAGAGGAGAGACGUAGGAAAGAUGAGGAGGAAAGAAAGGCUUCUAAAGCUGCUUUAA